UCAUGUGACGCGGCUGCUGUCCACGGUGCUGAAAUCCUCCGGUGCUGAAAUCCUCACGGACGAUGGUUUAUUAGUUAAGAUCUAAUUUUUUUCUGGGGCUCCAUCAAACGCGCGCGCUCAGGGCGGGUCGUGUGACGUCACGCGCGCGUCCACGGACCAGACGCUCGCCGAGUCAACGGAUGUUUGUACCUCAAAACCCCAAUAAAACCAUCACUUAAAGCGGAACGACGGGAACCGAUAACGCGGGGAGAUGUCUGUGGCGGGGCUGAAGAAGCAGUUUCACAAAGCGACUCAGAAAGUCAGUGAGAAGGUCGGAGGAGCGGAAGGCACCAAACUAGACAAUGAUUUCAAAGAAAUGGAAAAGAAAGUGGACGUUACAAGCAGAGCGGUGCUCGACAUCAUGACUAAAACCACAGAAUACCUGCAGCCAAACCCCGCGUCCAGGGCACGUCUAAGCAUGAUCAACACCAUGUCUAAGAUCAGGGGUCAGGAUAAGGGUCCAGGUUACCCUCAGGCUGAGACGGUGCUUGCAGAAGCCAUGCUGAGGUUCGGACGUGAGCUCGGAGAAGAAUCAUGUUUUGGUUUGGCUCUGUUGGACGCCGGUGAAUCCAUGCGUGAGCUUGGUGAGGUGAAAGACGCUUUAGAUAUAAAUGUCAAACAGAACUUCAUAGACCCGCUGCAGAACCUGCAUGACAAAGAUCUCAGAGAGAUUCAGCAUCAUCUGAAGAAGAUGGAAGGCCGCCGUCUGGACUUCGAUUAUAAGAAGAAGCGUCAGGGGAAAGUGACGGAUGAUGAGCUCAAACAGGCGCUGGAGAAAUUUGACGAGUCUAAAGAGAUCGCGGAGCAGAGCAUGUUUAACCUGCUGGAGAAUGACAUCGAGCAGGUGAGUCAGCUGUCGGCUCUGGUUCAGGCUCAGGUGGAGUAUCAUCAGCAGGCUGCUGAGAUCCUGCAGCAGCUCUCCAGCAAGAUAGAAGACAGGAUAAAGGAGAUGUCCAAUAAACCCCGGAAGGAAUACAUCCCCAAACCCCGCAUGGAGCUUCAACUGCCCAGUGAGAAUUACAACGGAGGAAUAAACUCUGCAAAAUCACCUGCACGCUCACCAGCUCCGUUAGAUCAGCCGUGUUGUCGCGCACUGUAUAACUUCGAGCCAGAGAACGAGGGUGAGCUUGGCUUCAAGGAAGGCGACAUCAUAACUUUGACCAAUCAGAUUGACGACAACUGGUACGAGGGCAUGAUCCACGGCCAAUCAGGUUUUUUCCCCAUCAACUAUGUGGACAUCCUGGUGCCUCUGCCUCACUAGGCUCCACCAAGCCCAGCUGUUGCCUAGCAACCCAACAGCCGCCUUUAUCGUGCAUCUGUGCUCCAGCUUCACGUCCUGCUCCUGUCGAUCAGUGACUCUGAGGAUUAUAAUGUUGAGGAAGAUUAUAGACAUUAUGGGGUCCCGUCUGAGUGGAGGAACAGUUCAAGUGCUCAGUGUGUAUGAGUUUUUGCAAUCCUGGACUCAUUUAUAUUCUUUUUCUUGUGUUUCAGAUUAUUUAUUUGUACUUUAUUGAUCUAAGGGAACUAGUGCUUCACUCUUCUGAUAAACCUAAUUUAAUCCAGCUCUAUCCCAGCAUGCUUAUAGGAAAGUUCUGGAUUUCCAGAUGUGUUUGAUUGUGUCGCUUCUCUAUCUUCGUCACACAGUUUAAAUCUUUUUCUCUUGGCUAAGCAAACAACAAGAUGCUGUUG
Carassius carassius (crucian carp) is the source of this 1728-nucleotide messenger RNA. RefSeq names its product endophilin-A1-like. Bases 251 to 1300 code for a protein of 349 amino acids. Gene Ontology annotation, cellular component: cytoplasm; glutamatergic synapse; presynapse. NCBI's taxonomy places the organism in Eukaryota, Metazoa, Chordata, Actinopteri, Cypriniformes, Cyprinidae. The transcript has 9 exons. The record is from RefSeq and is a predicted model, not a curated record. Gene Ontology annotation, biological process: synaptic vesicle uncoating. Gene Ontology annotation, molecular function: protein binding.